CCCCCAUGGGGUGAAAAAUUUACGACAUGUGCGGGUGAAAGCGAAAUAUAGCUUACAAGCUCUCGUGAGUACCAAACUUCGACGUUAGCACCGUUGACGAGGGAAAGGGACGGCUGGACCCUUCUCGCGAUAGAAACAAAAUUCAGCACGCACCGCAGGAGGAAGGUGGGCCUGAAAUCCAUACGGCACCACCACCUGUGCCCCUGUCACUAAAGAGAGACAGCAGCUCGGUACACAUUGCCUGCCAUACCCCGCGAGAGUCAUGUCUGACAUCGACACGCCCACGGCCAAACGUGCCAAGACGAGUGAAGAAGACAACGAUCCCUGGCUCGUUGUGUCCGAGGGCGUCGCCGAUGUCGCCGAUGCUGCGGAAGGACAAGGAGCAGCUGCUGCUGCGGCAUCAACACCUAGCCUCGAUGGCAAUGGUUCGCAAGACGACGAGUUCGAUGAGGAGCUGGCCACCCUCCUGGCAGACGAGCCCCCGCGUGCUGCCAAGCAGACGCCUCUUGCGAAGGCGCUGCUGCAGGCGGCCGUGGGAAACCCGGGUGGAGUCCGGGCAUUGCUGAAGGAGCAAGCGGUGACGGCCGCGAAAGGCUGCAUGUGCGAGACACCCCAGCCGGGAUGGGCCAAUAGCGACCCCGAUAGGAUCACGACCUGUGGGCGCCAGCAGGCCCAUAUAAUCGCUGGGGUGUCUAUUCAGACGGUGGGCAGCCUCCCGCGAAGCCGAAACGUGGAUUGCAGCAACUAG
Ectocarpus sp. CCAP 1310/34 is the source of this 748-nucleotide messenger RNA. The record is from the annotation of a GenBank genome assembly. Lineage: Eukaryota; Phaeophyceae; Ectocarpales; Ectocarpaceae.